GGUGGUGUUCGUGGGGGUCAAGUACGUCAACAAGCUGGCCCUGCUUUUUCUGGCCUGCGUCAUACUCUCCAUCCUGGCCGUGUAUGCCGGAGUCAUCAAGACAGCCAUCGAACCGCCUGACUUCCCGUAAGGACCCCUACUGUUCAAUUAGCCUGCUCCCAGUUCUGUUUGUGUCAUCUUGUCAAGUCCUAUGGUCAUUGUCACAUGAGAAUGUGGGACCAAGCUACUCUUCAAUAUUGGGGCUGAGCCGAACUUGAGCAAUGUGGGUGCGAUGUGAAUUAGGUUUGAUGUAAUUCGCCCAUAUGGGGAAUUUGGGUUUUGAGACUUUUGUUGCAAUGUAAUUUGAGCAUGUUCACCCAUUUUUUAAGAUGAUUUGAAGUAUAUUCAAAAUAUAUAGAAAUGAUGUUCAAUGCACAUAAGCAGAUGGGUUAAAUACAAAUGGAACAUAUUCAUCUUGUGUUACAUUUUCAGUAGGGAGGACUCUUCUGUUCAAUAUGGGGACUGAUACCCACAGAUUUGUGCUAGCUCUCAAAGCCAAUGCGUAGGCUUCGGCUCAGGUGGCUAACUCAGUCUAAAGUAAUCUGUAUGGACAACUGGGGUUCGAUUCCCGGUCGUCACACUAACACACGUAGUGUGUAUCAUAUGUUGUUCUUGUCGAUAACUCUUCUGUACUUUGUCAUGUAUUUGUAUGUUUUAUGUGGACCCCAGGAAGAGUAGCUGCUCCAUGUGCAGUAGCUAAUGGGGAUCCUAAUAAACUAAACUAAAACACUAACAAAUCUCCCCUGCUGCGCAGAGUCUGUAUGCUGGGGAAUCGCCCGCUGAUCUCCAAAGGGUUCGAUGUGUGCGCCAAAACACUGGAGAGUGGCAACGGCACAGUCACCACCAAGCUGUGGAAGAUCUUCUGCAAUACUCCCUUCCUCAACUCCACCUGUGAUGAGUACUUUGACAACAACAACGUGUCCUUCAUCCAAGGCAUCCCUGGGGUCAUGAGCGGCAUCCUCAAAGGUAACCAAAUACAGUUAACUAUUGGUCUUCUUCUGGCUCAGUAGGUAGAGCAUGGCACUGGCAAUGCCAGGAUUGUGGGCUCUAUUCCUGCCAGGGUCACCCAUACAUAAAAUGUUUGCAUGCAUGUAUGAAAUUCACUUUGAAUAAAAGUGUUUGCUAAAAGGCUAAUGUUAUGUUAUUAUAUUAUUAUUAAUGCUAUUAUUUUGUGGCUAUCUACUUUUUCUUUUCAAACACAGUUACACCUACAGCACAAAUACUGUAACAUGCACUGUUCUGGUCCACCUACACUCAGGUCACUGUACCUACAGUACACAUGCUUGCACACACACAUGCUGGAAACACACCCGCGUGCUCUUGCGGGAAGCAUACUGCAAUUUCUUACUGGAAGUGUCAGAUUCUGUGUUUCACAGUGAUCUAGUGGUCCUUCUCGUCUCUCUCUUCUUUCUGUUUUCUGUGUCUCUAUGUCUAUCGGGUUCUCUUCAAUCAUGUCUUAUUUCUUUCUUUCUUCUUUUUCUUUCUUUUGCGGGUGGUGAGGGAGGCGGCGGGGGGAUGGGCGGCGGGGAGGAGGGGGGCGGGGGGAGUCGUGCGAGGGCGGGCGGGUGGGAGUCGAGUCUGCUCGUCCUUUCUGCCGUAGCGGAGCGAUCGAUCGCUGCUGCUGACUCCAUCUGCGCUCUCUUAUCGUUUCUCUCAUCUCUCUCUCGUCUUCGUCUAACAACCCCCUUCUUACCAUUAAAUUGCCCUUUCUCUCCUUCUACCUCUUUCUCUCUAUUUACUUGUCCCUCAACCCUCUCUCGCUCCAACUUCUCCCUCUUCCUCCCUUCCAUGCCCCCCCCCCCCCCCCCCCCCCCCCCCCCCCCACCACAGAGAACCUAUUUGGGAAUUACCUGGAGAAGGGCGAUCUGGUGACCAAGAUUGGGGUUGCGACCGUGGAGGGCCCAGAUGAAACUCUGACCAACUCUAACCGCUACGUCCUGGCCGACAUCACCAGCUUCUUCACCCUUCUGGUCGGCAUCUACUUCCCCUCCGUCACAGGUCAGCUGAGAGGAAGGGAUAAUGCAAAGAGGAAGAGACACUGAGCUGAAACUCAUUCCUCGCAUCCUCAAAGGGUGAAUUCACCAAGGGUGAAUCUCGAGGAAAAGAUAGGACGCAAGGGAUCGAGGGAAAAUACUCACCCUUUGUGUUGUUUUGUGUGGUAAUUUUUUAUCUAGAGGGGGGAUAGGGGAGAUGUGUGUCAAUUCAUUGAACAUUUUUAAGAUACUGUCAAAGAUUAAUAUGAAGACAUGAUUGUUUUUACACAAAAAGCAGUUUGUCAUUAGAAGGAUAAUUUUGCUGUAUUUUUCAGUUAUGGUAAUUUGACAAAGAAAAGUAGGUUUUAAAUCUACAUACACACGCUAUUGUGUGAGUUUCUAAGAAUACCAUUUGAUUAUCUGAGUUUUCUUAUAGACCUCUGCCUGUGUUUUGAAGAAAAUUCUCAGACUGAAACUUUGACACAGCAAAUGUGCGGAGGUUAUUGUGUGAGCAGGAGUUUUUCUACAGUGACCACUCUACUUGUGUUUCACAGGGAUCAUGGCUGGAUCCAACCGGUCUGGAGAUCUGCGUGACGCACAAAAGUCCAUCCCCAUCGGCACUAUCAUGGCCAUCACCACUACCUCAAUAGUGUGUAUCCUUUUACUGCUCCCCCUUCUGGACUCAGUGGCUAGUGCAUUACUUUUAACUGUCGCUCACAUGCUGUCUAUCAAUAGUAAAAUAACUAUUUUAUACAAACCUUUUUUAUUUUACUUUUCAACAUAAAAACAUAUAUUAGGUUUGAUUGAAUUGGGCCUUUAGCCUCAAGCUUGUUAUGUGUAGAAUGAUAACUCCAUGACUGCAAUUUUAAAUCAACCAUGUUGUUCUUUAUCUCAAAGUAACUGUUACAGAACGAAGUAAUUAAUCAUGUACCACAAUACAUCAGACAUAACCCAACAAUAACAGCACUGUCGAACUGUGUGCUUAUGUAACUCUCAAUCUGCAGACAUAACAGAGAUAAGUGAGGAUAUGUCCCUAUGUGCUAGGUAUUUUUGUGUGUCUGUCUGUUUUCCUUAAUGUGACCUUAAAGACAUGUCCGCUGUGGUCCUGUUCGGUGCCUGUAUCGAUGGAGUGGUACUAAGGGACAAGUAAGUUAUGCAUAAUAAGCAAAGAUUUCUGCAAUUGUUUCAAUAUCUCUCAGUCAAGCUUUACCAGUGCUGAGGUACUCGAUGCCUGGUUCAUAUUCAACUGAAAAUGUUUUUAAAUGUUGUGCAACGGAAAACAAAAAUUAGCACAUUUACUACAGUUGUAGUCCAGGUAGUCCCUCCCUUUUUUAGUCAGUUUUCUUCGGUUUGGUGUCUAAUCAAUAGGACCCUGGUAAUUGGCUCUCCUCCUACCUUUCUUCAUGUCUGAUUGGCUUGGUGUCAUGUCCAUCUCCCUCAGGUUUGGAGAGGGAGUCAAUGGCAACCUGGUCAUUGGCACCUUGGCCUGGCCAUCCCCGUGGGUGAUUGUAAUUGGCUCAUUCUUCUCCACCUGUGGGGCGGGGCUUCAGAGCUUGACGGGCGCCCCGCGUCUCAUGCAGGCCAUCUCCAGGGACGGUGUCGUGCCCAUCCUACGGGUCAGUCUCAGUCAUUCUGUCAACAUUCUAGCAUUUUGCACUGAUCUGGGACCAUUUGUUUUCAUCAUUCUGUCAGCGUUCAGCAAUUAGCACUGAUCUGGGCACAUUUGUUGUGAUCUAUCUGUCAGCAUUCAGCAAUUAGCACUAAUCUGGGUACAUUUGUUAUGAUUAUUCUGUCAGCAUUCAGCAUUAAGCCUGAUCUGGGACAAUUUGUUAUGUUGGUUUGUCAACAUGUCUCAUAUCGGUCUCAGGUGACAUUGGACACCACACUUGCCUGCCCUCUCUCACUAAUUAUUUCUUUCACAUGUAAUGUAAUGUUCACAUGUAAUGUUUUGAUGGUUGGUGUAUCUGUGUACACUCAUGUUAAUCCUCAGGUCCCAGGCAAGGGUCAGGUCUUACGUGUGCGUGGUUCACCGAAACACCUCUGUUACAUCUACAUACAACCUGCCUUGAAAUAAUGGAAUAACUACUGUAUGUUGUAACUCUAUACCCUCUAACAUCUCAGUGUGAUGAUGUGUCCGCCAGGUGUUUGGCCAUGGGAAGGCCAACGGGGAGCCCACCUGGGCCCUGCUUCUGACCGCCUGUAUCUGUGAGAUCGGGAUCCUCAUCGCCUCCUUGGAUGCAGUGGCCCCCAUCCUCUCCAUGUGAGUGUCAAUGAGCGGGACCAGGAGUUGUUCCCCACCACAGGACCUGGCCAGAGAAAAACUCUGGAUCCUAGUUACAGCCUAUAACUAGGGCCCAGAGCUUUUCUGGUCAGGUCACAUGGCCAGAUAAAACUCCUGGCCCUAUUUAUGAGUGCUGAGGUGCACUCAUCCUGUACUAAUAUGGACUGUCUAAUAUGGACACUGUAAAUAUGACAUAUACUUCUGACAAUGGACAAAUUAGUUCUCAGCACUUAAGAUAAAGUUAAACACAUACACUGAACAAAAAUAUAAAAGCAACAUGCAACAAUUUAAAAGAUUUUACUGAGUUAUAGUCAGUAUCUGGUGUGACCACGAUUUGCCUCAUGCAGCGCGACACAUCUCCUUCACAUAGAGUUGAUCAGGCUGUUGAUUGUGGCCUGUGGAAUAUUGUCCCACUCCUCUUCAAUGGCUGUGUGAAGUUGCUGGAUAUUGGCGGCAACUGGAUAAUGCUGUCGUACACGUUGAUCCAGAGCAUCCCAAACAUGCUCAAUGGGUGACAUGUCUGGUGAGUAUGCAGACCAUGGAAGAACUGGGACAUUUUCAGCUUCCAGGAAUUUUGUACAGAUCCUUGCGACAUGUGGCCAUGCAUUAUCAUGCUGAAACAUGACGUGAUGGUGGCAGAUGAAUUGCACUACAAUGGGCCUCAGGAUCUCGUCAAGGUAUCUCUGUGCAUUCAAAUUGCCAUCAAUAAAAUGCAAUUGUGUUCGUUGUCCGUAGCUUAUGCCUGCCCAUACCAUAACUCCACCGCCACCAUGGGGCACUCUGUUCACAACGUUGACAUCAGCAAACCGCUUGAUGAUGUCUGCCAGGUGAGCAUUUGCCCACUGAAGUCGGUUAUGACGCCGAACUACAGUCAGUUCAAGACCCUGGUGAGGACGACGAGCAUGAAGAUGUGCUUCCCUGAGACGGUUUUUGAUAGUUUGUGCAGAAAUUCGUUGGUUGUGCAAACCCACAGUUUCAUCAGCUGUCCGGGUGGCUGGUCUCAGACGAUCCCCCAGGUGAAGAAGCUGGAUGUGGAGGUCCUGGGCUGGCGUGGUUUCACAUGGUCUGAGGUUUUGAGGCCGGUUGGACGUACUGCCAAAAUCUCUAAACAACGUUGGUAGAGAAAUGAACAUUUAAUUCUCUGGCAACAGCUCUGGUGGACAUUCCUGCAGUCAGCAUGCCAAUUGCACACUCCCUCAAAACUUGAGACAUCUGUGGCAUUGUGUUGUGUGACAAAACUGCACAUUUUAGAGUGGCCUGUGUAAUGGUCAUGCUGUUUAAUCAGCUUCUUGAUAUGCCACACCUGUCAGUUGGAUGGAUUAUCUUGGCAAAGGAGAAAUGCUCACUAACAGUAUAGCUAGAAGACUCCUGAUAAGUAUAAUUUUUGUCUUUAUCUGUUUUCUAGUACUGUCUUUUCGCUAGCUAGGGCGAUCUAUUUUAAGUGCUGCCUGUCUUCCCAGUACCUUACUUGGUGUGUGAACUGCUGAUUGCUCAUAACUUGCAGAUGAUUGUUGACACAUCAACCAGGGUCAAAGGGCAGGGCAAUUUGGGACUUGUUUUAGUGGCUGUAUUGGAGGGGGAGUGGUUUCACCUCUUUUAACCAGCUUCUCAGGCUCCAUCUCAGUGUGCUUUUUUUUUUUCUAUAGCUAGAGGACUCCUGAUAUCUCCAGGAGUGAUAAGGGUCCUGCUUUAAAUUACGUUCAGCUUAUAAAGGCUUCAUAAAGCCUUCAUAAGAACUACAUACAUGUGUUACAAAGCAUCUAUAACAGUAGGUCAUGCUUUAUAAAGGGUUCAUAAAUCUGGCAUAACUGUGUGACAUAAUCACCAAUGUCAAAUGUGACAUAACCCACUAUGUCGAAUAUGAUAUAAACAUGUGUUUUAUAAAGGGUGACAUGUUGUGCUGAAAGAUGGCACACGCUCUAAAGUGAAGUCAUGUUAGUCACACUACACCUAAUCUCGGUCCCAGACACUUCUUCCCAAAUGCAUGGACGGUCUUGUGGACCAACGCAUAAAACUUGGCCUUCAAAAGUUAUGGUUAGGUUUAAAAUCUAAAUGGUGAAGCGUGAUUCAUCACUCCAGAGAGCGCGUUUCCACUUCUCCAGAGUCCAAUGGCGCUGAGCUUUACACCACUCCAGCCGACGCUUGGCAUUGCGCAUGGUGAUCUUAGGCUUGUGUACAGCUGCUCGGCCAUGGAAACCCAUUUCAUGAAGCUCCCGACGAACAGUUCUUGUGUUGACGUUGCUUCCAGAGGCAGUUUGGAACUUGGUAGUGAGUGUUGCAACCGAAGACAGACAAUUUUUACAUGCUACGCACUUCAGCACUCGGCAGUCCCGUUCUGUGAGCUUGUGUGGCCUACCACUUCGCGGCUGAGCCGUUGUUGCUCCUAGAUGUUUCCACUUCACAAUAACAGCACUUACAGUUGACCGGGGCAGCUCUAGCAGGGCAGAUAUUUUACUAACUGACUUGUUGGAAAGGCGGCAUCCUGUGACGGUGCCACGUUGAAAGUCACAGAGCUCUUCAGUAAUGCCAUUCUACUGCCAAUGUUUGUCUGUGGAGAUUCCAUGGCUGUGUGCUUGAUUUUAUACACCUGUCAGCAACGGGUGUGGCUGAAAUAGCCGAAUCCACUAAUUUGAAUGGGUGUCUAUAUACUUUUGUAUAUAUAGUGUACUUUACUCAGUAAGGUCACUCCCAUAGAAUUCUAUGAUCACUCCUACUAAGGCCAACUUUGAAUGGUUGAUAUCCCAGGCUUAUACAGUGGGGGAAAAAAGUAUUUAGUCAGCCACCAAUUGUGCAAGUUCUCCCACUUAAAAAGAUGAGAGAGGCCUGUAAUUUUCAUCAUAGGUACACGUCAACUAUGACAGACAAAUUGAGAAAAAGAAAUCCAGAAAAUCACAUUGUAGGAUUUUUAAUGAAUUUAUUUGCAAAUGAUGGUGGAAAAUAAGUAUUUGGUCACCUACAAACAAGCAAGAUUUCUGGCUCUCACAGACCUGUAACUUCUUCUUUAAGAGGCUCCUCUGUCCUCCACUCGUUACCUGUAUUAAUCGCACCUGUUUGAACUGUUAUCAGUUUAAAUUAUUAAAUAAGACACCUGUCCACAACCUCAAACAGUCACACUCCAAACUCCACUAUGGCCAAGACCAAAGAGCUGUCAAAGGACACCAGAAACAAAAUUGUAGACCUGCACCAGGCUGGGAAGACUGAAUCUGCAAUAGGUAAGCAGCUUGGUUUGAAGAAAUCAACUGUGGGAGCAAUUAUUAGGAAAUGGAAGACAUACAAGACCACUGAUAAUCUCCCUCGAUCUGGGGCUCCACGCAAGAUCUCACCCCGUGGGGUAAAAAUGAUCACAAGAACGGUGAGCAAAAAUCCCAGAACCACACGGGGGGACCUAGUGAAUGACCUGCAGAGAGCUGGGACCAAAGUAACAAAGCCUACCAUCAGUAACACACUACGCCGCCAGGGACUCAAAUCCUGCAGUGCCAGACGUGUCCCCCUGCUUAAGCCAGUACAUGUCCAGGCCCGUCUGAAGUUUGCUAGAGUGCAUUUGGAUGAUCCAGAAGAGGAUUGGGAGAAUGUCAUAUGGUCAGAUGAAACCAAAAUAUAACUUUUUGGCAAAAACUCAACUCGUCGUGUUUGGACGACAAAGAAUGCUGAGUUGCAUCCAAAGAACAACAUACCUACUGUGAAGCAUGGGGGUGGAAACAUCAUGCUUUGGGGCUGUUUUUCUGCAAAGGGACCAGGACGACUGAUCCGUGUAAAGGAAAGAAUGAAUGGGGCCAUGUAUCGUGAGAUUUUGAGUGAAAACCUCCUUCCAUCAGCAAGGGCAUUGAAGAUGAAAUAUGGCUGGGUCUUUCAGCAUGACAAUGAUCCCAAAUACACCGCCCGGGCAACGAAGGAGUGGCUUCGUAAGAAGCAUUUCAAGGUCCUGGAGUGGCCUAGCCAGUCUCCAGAUCUCAACCCCAUAGAAAAUCUUUGGAGGGAGUUGAAAGUCCGUGUUGCCCAGCGACAGCCCCAAAACAUCACUGCUCUAGAGGAGAUCUGCAUGGAGGAAUGGGCCAAAAUACCAGCAACAGUGUGUGAAAACCUUGUGAAGACUUACAGAAAACGUUUGACCUGUGUCAUUGCCAACAAAGGGUAUAUAACAAAGUAUUGAGAAACUUUUGUUAUUGACCAAAUACUUAUUUUCCACCAUCAUUUGCAAAUUAAUUCAUAAAAAAUCCUACAAUGUGAUUUUCUUGAGAAAAAAAAUUACAGGCCUCUCUCAUCUUUUUAAAUGGGAGAACUUGCACAAUUGGUGGCUCACUAAAUACUUUUUUUCCCCACUGUACGUGCUGUAAUAGCAAUAGUCUGGGGACGACGUUACGCCAAGAAACACUUACUUUGAGAAGGAAAUUGAAAGUGACUUUCUUCUGGGAGCAAGUUACAUGUUCCUCAGUACACAAACACACACACAACAAUAUAACAAGCCAUACCGUGCAGUGCUGGGCCGCUCGCCCGCCUUUCUCCCUUUGGGAGGGUGAUCAAAGACGGCCCGAAAGAGGCGAGCGAACUCUCCAUAGUUGGCUCCUCCUUCACUCCAGACCGCGUUGGCCCACUCCAGGGCUUUGGCCGAGAGGCAGGAGACGAGGGCGGACACCUUCUCCCGCUCCCUCGGUCAGGAAAGGUGAAUCCCUCUGGGUGCUGAGGUGUGGGUGGCUGGAUCCGGUAGCUCAGCUGGUCCUGAAGGGUCGGGUCCUCUCCCCUCCAGCUGUUGGACGACCUGGAGAACCCGAUCCAUCGCUUCGAAUGCUCCCGGACCCGGUCCACGGAAUGGUUUAAUCAAUAAACAGAGUUAUGCAGCAAAGCGUAAUACACACCAGUGCGGACAAACGGCACACUGGGGAAAAUAAGGCACACGGGUGAACAACCCAGCGAGACACAAUAUAAUCGAGCUCCACCGAGCUAUAAUCCCCUCUACAAUAAACAAACACACACACAAAGACCAGGGGGCAGAGGGAACACUUAUACAUGUAUUGAUGAGGGGAUAUGAACCAGGUGUGUGUAAUAAACAUGACAAAACAAAUGGAAUGAAGAUAUGAGGAGCGGCAGUGGCUAGAAGGCCGGUGACGACGAACGCCGAAGCCUGCCCGAACAAGGAGAGGCAGCUUCGGAGGAAGUCGUGACACUAACUCAGCACUUAACUAUUACAAACUAAUUUAAAUUACAAUUAAUAAAGGUUAACUUACUUGUUUUUUGCUGUCCAGUUGCACCACAAGUGGGCAUUUGAUUUGCAAACUCAUCACAUGUACCCUUACUGCUCUACAGAAACACAGCUAAUGAAACAACAGUGCAGGACAUGCACACUGAAUUAAAAGGCAACUACACAAAAAAAGAAUAAUGUGUAACAAAUUUCCCAGACCUCAAACGUUGUCCACUGAUGUGGUUUAACCAUUGUUGUGAACACAGAAAAUCUAAUUGUAUUGUUUUUCUAUAAAAAAAAGUGUGGAAAAAAGUGUGGGGAAACCAGAUUUUGGGGUGGGGGGAAUCUGAAACCUGGAAAAACAAAACCGAGAAACAGAAUUUGGGAAAAAAUCUUUACCGAUUUUACAAGGCCCUACCAACGUUUUUUGCUGAUUGCACUUUAGAGAGUGUGUCAUCCUGCAGCACAGCAUUUUGGGGAAAUUUGAGGUCAGGUCCAACAUUCGCUAUGCAACCAAGAGGGAAAGAGGUUGGGCCAUCCUAGAAAUGUUUUAGAGUAAUAUAAUAUAAUAUAUACAAUUUAGCAGACGCUUUUAUCCAAAGCGACUUACAGUCAUUCAUGCAUACAUGUUUACGUAUGGGUGGUCCCGGGAAUAAAACCCACUAUGCUCUGCCAAGAUGCAUGACAAGUUUAUAAUUGUGAAGCCUAAAUGUAAUAUGAUUUAUAAAGCCUUUAUUAUGCGGUGCUUCUGCCACCCUUUAUAAAACACAGGUUUAUGUCAUAUUUGACAUAAUGGGUUAUUUCAAAUUUGACAUUGGUGGUUAUGUCACACAGUUAUCCCACAUUUAUGAACCCUUUAUAGAGCAUGACAUACGGUUAUAGAUGAUUUGUGACACAUUUAUGUAAUGUUUAUGAAGACUUUAUGAAGGCUUUAUGAAGCCUUUAUAAGCUGCAUGUAAUUUAAAGCGGGACCGUGAUAAGUAUAAUUUUGGUCUUAAUCUGUUGUUGUCUAGUACAGUCUUUUUGCUAGCUAAGGCCAUCUACUUUAAGUGCUGCCUGUCUUCCCAGUAGCCUACUUGGUGUAUGAACUGCUGACUGCUCAUAACUUGCGGAUGAUUGUUGACACAUCAACAAGGAUCAAGGGGCAGGGCAAUUUGUGACUUGUUUUAGUAAUCAGUGGCUGUAUUGGAGGGUGGGGUGGUUUCACCUCUUAGGAAAGGAUUCAGACCCCUUGAUUUUUUCCACAUUUUGUUAGGUUACAGCCUUAUUCGACAAUGGAUUAAAUUGUUUUUUCCCCUCAUCAAUUUACACACAAUACCUCAUAAUGACAAAGCAAAAACUGGUUUUUAGAAAUGUUUGCUAAUUUAUUGAAAAUAAAAAACGAAAAUAUCACAUUUACAUAAGUAUUCAGACCCUUUACUCAGUACUUUGUUGAAGCACCUUUGGUAGCGAUUACAGCCUUGAGUCUUCUUGGGUAUGACACUACAAGCUUGGCACACCUGUAUUUGGGGAGUGUCUCCCAUUUUUCUCUGCAGAUCCUCUCAAGCUCUGUCAGUUGGAUGAGGGGCGUUGCUGCGCAGCUAUUUUCAGGUCUCUCCAGAGAUGUUAGAUCGGGUUCAAGUCCGGGCUCUGGCUGGGCUACUCAAGGACAUUCAGAGACUUGUCCCGAAGCCACUCCUGCGUUGUCUUGGCUGUGUGCUUAGGGUCGUUGUCCUGUUGGAAGGUGAACCUUUGCCCCAGUCUGAGGUCCUGAGCGCUCUGGAGCAGGUUUUCAUCAAGGAUCUCUCUGUACUUUGCUCCGUUCGUCUUUCCCGCUUUCCCUUUUCCGUUAGUCUUUCUUUGCUCCAUUCGUCUCCCAGUCCCUGCCGCUGAAAAACAUCCCCACAUCAUGAUGCUGCCACCACCAUGAUUCACCUUAGGGAUGUACUCCUGAGUGGCGCAGUGGUCUAAGGCACUAGCAGUGCUAACUGUGCCACUAGAAAUCCUGGUUCGAAUCCAGGCUCUGUCGCAGCCGGCCGCGACCGGGAGGCUCAUGGGCGGCGCACAAUUGGCCCAGCGUUGUCCAGGGUAGGGGAGGGAAUGGCCGGCAGGGAUGUAGCUCAGUUGAUAGAGCAUGGCGUUUGCAAUGCCAGGGUUGUGGGUUCGAUUCCCACGGGGGGCCAGUAUAAAAAAAAUAUGUAUUCACUAACUGUAAGUCGCUCUGGAUAAGAGCGUCUGCUAAAUGACUUAAAUGGAUGGUGCCAGGUUUCCUCCAGACGUGACGCUUGGCAUUCAGACCAAAGAGUUCAAUCUUGGUUUCAUCAGACCAGAGAAUCUUGUUUCUCAUGGUCUGAGAGUCUUUAGGUGUCUUUUGGCAAAUUCCAAGCGGGCUGUCAUGUGCCCUUUACUGAGGAGUGGCUUCCGUCUGGCCACUCUACCGUAAAGGCCUAAUUGGUAGAGUGCUGCAGAGAUGGAUGUCCUUCUGGAAGUAUCUCCCAUCUCCACAGAGGAACUCAAAAGCUCUGUUAGAGUGACCAUCGGGUUCUUGGUCACCUCCCUGACCAAGGCCCUGCUCCCCCAAUUGCUCAGUUUGGCAAAGUCUUGGUGGUUCCAAACUUCUUCCAUUUAAGAAUGAUGGAGGCCACUGUGUUCUUGGGGACCUUGAAUGCUGCAGAAAUCUUUUGGUACCCUUCCCCAGAUCUGUGCCUCGACACAAUACUGUCUCGGAGCUCUAAGGACAAUUAUUUUGACCUCAUGGCUUGGUUUUUGCUCUGACAUUCACUGUCAACUGUGGGACCUUAUAGACAGGUGUGUCCUUUCCAAAUCAUGUCCAAUCAAUUGAAUUUACCACAAGUGGACUCCAAUCAAGUUGUAGAAACAUCUCAAGGAUGAUCAAUGGAAACAGGAUGAACCUGAGCUCAAUUUUGAGUCUCAUAGCAAAGGGUCUGAAUACGUAUGUAAAUAAGGUAUUUCAGUUUUUUAUUUGGAAUAAAUAGCAACAAUAAAAAAACGUUUUUGCUUUGUUAUUAUGGGGUAUUGUGUUUAGAUUGAUGGGGGGGGGGGGGGGGGUACAAUUUAAUCCAUUUUAGAAUAAGGCUGUAACGUAACAAAAUGUGGAAAAAGUCAAGGGGUCUGCAUACUUUCCGAAUGCACUGUAUAACCAGCUUCUCAGGCUCCAUCUUACUACUGGUGUCCCCCAGGGCUUGGUUCUAGGUCCUCUCCUCUUCUCUCUAUACACCAAGUCACUCGGCUCCAGCAUAUCCUCACAUGGUCUCUCCUAUCAUUUUCUCCUUCCCCCCUUCUGACACCCAGGUGGCGACACGCAUCUCUGCGUGCCUGGCAGAUAUCUCAACUUGGAUGUCGGCCCACCACCUCAAGCUCAACCUCAACAAGAUGGAGUUGCUCUUCCUCCCGGGGAAGGCCUGCCCACUCAAAGACCUCUCCAUCACGGUUGACAUCCACAAUUUCGCCCUCCGAGAGUGCAAAGAACCUUGGCGUGACCCAGGACAACACCCUGUUGUUCUCUGCAUACAUCAAAGCAGUGACUCGCUCCUGCAGGUUCAUGCUCUACAACAUCCGUAGAGUAUGACCUUACCUCACACAGGAAGCGGCGCAGGUCCUAAUCCAGGCACUUGUCAUCUCCCGUCUGGACUACUGCAACUCGCUGUUGGCUGGGCUCCCCGCUUGUGCCAUCAAACCGUGCAAUUUAACCAGAACGCUGCAGCCCGCCUGGUUUUCAACCUUCCCAAGCUCUCCCAUGUCACCCCGCUCCUCCGCACACUCCACUGGCUUCCAGUCAAAGCUCGCAUCAACUACAAGACCAUGGUGCUUGCCUACGGAACAGCAAGAGGAACUGCCCCUCCCUACCUUCAGGCUAUGCUCAAACCCUACAUCACAACCCGAGCACUCCGUUCUGCCACCUCUGGUCUCUAGGCCCUCCCACUCAGUCCAGUCCAAGCUCUUCUCUGUCCUGGCACCCCAAUGGUGGAAGCAGCUUCCCCUUGAAGCUAGGAAAGCAGUCCCUUCCCAUCUUCCGAAAGCACCGGAAACCCUACCUCUUCAGAGUAUCUUAAAUAAUCCCCCCCCCCCCCCCCCCCCCCCCCCCAAACAAAUUGAGAGAAAUAAGCUUUUUGGGCAUAUGUACAAUUUCUGGGAUCUUUGAUUUCUGCUCAUGAAACAUGGGACCAGAACUGUACAUGUUGCGUUUAUAUUUUUGUUCAUAAUACUUAACGUAAUGCCAUGAUUUACUAUAGUAUUAACAUCUGAGAAUGGUUUUUAUUUGGUUAAAAGCUUAUAAGCAGUUUAUAAGCAAGUAAUUGGUGCCUUAUACAACAUGUUUCCAAAUAAACAGAAAUGGUAUGUAAGCCACAUUGCUGUCUCUCUCGCUUUUUGCCAUGGCUGAAGGCUUUGUUUCUGUUGUGUAGGUUCUUUUUGAUGUGCUACAUGUUUGUGAACCUGGCCUGUGCCUUGCAAACCCUCCUGAGGACGCCUAACUGGAGGCCACGCUUCAAGUUCUAUCACUGGUGAGUCCCACAAAAUCCCAUCAAAGGAACGCCUCCUGAGAGAUGAUACAAGGGCCUUGAAUGUGUGUGUGUGUGUGUGUGUGUGUGCGUGCACGCACGUCUCACCUCUAGUUCUUGGUGUGCGCCGGCCCUUCGUCCAGCCUCGUCAGACUGUAUCGGGUGGCGCUGAGAGAAAUGUGAGUUCUUUCUCUCAGCGCUGCCCGAUAUGCACUGAUGAGGCUGAAGGAGGGGCCGGCUCACACCAAGAACUGGAGGUGAGAUGCGCACACACACACACUCACACACAUACAAGCGUGCGUGUGUUUUUAUACUGUUUAAUGUACAGUAUAUAUAUUGUAUGUACUGUAUGGCUGCAUGUGUGCGUGCGUGUGUGUGUGUGUGUGCAUUCUGUACGUGUGUAUCUAAUCCUUUCUCUGUUUGUGUCUCUUUACAGGGCCCUGUCCUUCCUGGGCAUGAGUCUGUGUCUAUCACUCAUGUUCAUCUGUUCCUGGUUCUACGCCAUCGUUGCCAUGGUGAUCGCUGGCAGUAUCUACAAGUAUAUCGAGUUCCACGGGUGAGUGUAGCGCGACCCCUGAGACAGAUUGGAUUCGCUGGCUGUGUGUGUGUGUGUGUGUGUGUGUGUCUGUGUAUUGGGAGGGGAAUUAAAAAUCCUAUCAACCAUCAUUCAGUCAGGCCAGUUAAAGGGGAAAUGUGUUGAUUGGGGUUUCCACUGUUUGGACAGUUUAGUGUUAUGGCUUGUUGUGCUGAGACAAUGGCUUGGGUUGCAAUUACAUGACUUGAUGGUAAAGCUGGUUGAAAACAGAGCUUGGCUAACAACGACUUAGCAUUCUGUAUAUGGGAAGAGAGGCUUUAAAGCGGUACAAGGGACUUUUGCAGCGAUGCCUCCCAGGCUGAUUUUUAAACAACUUUUUUAAGCGACGAUUUUUAAAGACCCAUGCUCACACAAUUCUUAUGACUCCCUAAACUGAUAGCCUACCGGACGGUGAAAAUAGGUUUGACAUUUAGAUGUGUUAGAAGCCUGUGCAGUUCAUUGAAUAACAAUGUUAUAAUAUUGUCAUUUUAAUUUGUAAUAGACAUGUAAUAACACAUAGGCCUAGUUAUUAGACUUUUAAUGGUGUAAUAAUCACUAUGUAAUACCAUUAGUUGUGACAUGAUUGAAUAAUAUAACCUUGGUGUGUGAUUGUGUGACAGGGCGGAGAAAGAGUGGGGUGAUGGGAUACGAGGCAUUUCUCUCAGCGCCGCCCGAUAUGCUCUGAUGAGGCUGGACGAGGGGCCGGCGCACACCAAAAACUGGAGGUGAGACGUGCACACACAAACACACACAAACACACACAAACACACACACAAACACACACACAGUGUACCAGACCUGGGUUCAAAUCAGGGGUUGGAACUGCUUCAGGAAACAGAACUGAAAAACGAAAAAUAAUGACAUUUUCAGAGGAACCAGAACUGGGAAUGAAAGUGAUCUCUAGUGUUCCGGAACAUAACCGUUAUUUUCAAAUAUUGAGAACUGGUUAAUAAUGUUAUUUUCAGUUCCACAAAUAUUCCUAAUGUCUAGUAUAUAAUUCUGUAAUUCGGUGAAGUUAUAAUGCUAGUAAUAGCCUAAACACAUUCCAAUUCACGUCAUGCCAUGAUGUUCAGCGUCUUAAACCAAGCCCCCUCCAUGUCCACACCUCUCUCUUGCUCUCUCCCUACCCGUGAAAUUUCAGUCGCAUCUCGCGCCUGCACUUAGUUGACCAAUCAACCAUCUUACCCGUUCCACAGCAAGCUUCUCUAUCGGCACUAAUUGGGGGAGUAAAUGAAUGAGCUAAAUGUAAAAACAUGGUUGAUUUUACAGGUAAAAAGAUGAACGAAAAGGAACUAUAUGAACCAUUCCAUAUUUUUUGUUCGAACCGGUUCAGAAUUUUAUUUUCUGGUUGGAACACCAGAAUGGAAGAAAAUAAAUAGGGGUUCUGCUCGGAACGGAACAAGUGGACAUUAUUUAUGUUCCAACUAGGGUUGCAAAGCUACCGAUACUUUAAGUAUAAGUUACCGGAAUUUUCAGUAAUUUUGGUAAUUAAUAGAAAAUCUAUGGCAAUCUAUCGCGACUUUGGUCAUUUAUACUUGAAUAACUUUUUUUUUUAAUGAUUCAUAUAUAGUAUUAAUGUAUUAUAUCUGUGUACAUAUUGUCCAUGAGGUUCUAGUACAUUUUUUAUUUUUUUAUUUAACCUUUAUUUAACCAGGUAAGCCAGUUGAGAACAAGUUCUCAUUUACAACUGCGACAUGGCCAAGAUAAAGCAAAGAUAGACCACAUGGUUCAAGAGAAAACAGCCUUAUUAAUGGAAAAAGCAUCUAACCAACAAUGGCAUUUUUUUUUAUUAACUCUGCAACCCUUCCAACUAUUGACAUUUUUCACAACUGCCAGCAGUUUGAUGCUAAAACAUUGACAACAAAUACAUAUUGACAUAGUAAAAUAAAGAAACGUUUGUAAAAAAAAUAUUUAAAGGAUAUUUCAUGCUGAAAACUUCAUAUUAAACACCAAUGGUAUUCGCUAAGUUGAUGGUUUAUACACUGUGUGUGCAAAACAUUAGGAACACCUGCUCUGAAGUACCCAUAAGGGCCACUAGAUGUCUUGUGACAGAUUACAUAAAAUCCUUGAAAGAAACCAAACUUCUAGUAGUUUACUGGCAAACUUAGAAAGUUUCCAGUAGUAUACCCUCCCUUUGCAACCCUAGUUCCAACUCCUGGUUCAAAUACUUGUGUAUUUGAAUAUCUGGUAUUUAAAAUACUUUUUUCUGUAUAUUUGAGUAUUUUCAAAUACACAGCCCAAAACAAAUACUUUUAUUUUUGUAUUUGAAUUGUUAUAAAAAUAAAAAUAAAGUAUACUAAAUUGUAUUUGAAAGUAUUUUCAAAUAUUUUCCUGGAAGACUAUUUGAAACCAAAAAUAUUUCUAAUUCCCUCAAAUACUUUACAUCCCAUAUCUUCACCAACUACUGAUCCUCUGAAAUUCUGGAAGACACAAAUACCCAACACUGAACAGAGUUGCUGCUGAGUACCUGCAUGUCCCAGCAUCCUCUGCAGCUGUGGCGCGGCUUUUCAGCAUUGGAGGGCUUAUCUUCAGACCAGAUCACUACACAAACCCUGAUGUUUUUUAAAUGUAACAUGGCAUCUUGUCCUCUUUCAUGAGACACCAAUGUAAAGUAAGGGCUGUAUAUUGUGAUUUAAAAAGUGAAAUAAGACCUAUUUUCAAAUACAUACCAAAUAACAAUACAUACUAAAUUACAAUAUUUAUUUGAAAAUACUGUCUUUCAAAUACUUCCAACAAUAUGUAUUUGAAUUAAUGGUAAACACAUGACAAUACUUUCCAAAUAGUGUUUUCAAAUACAUUCCAAUAUUCAACUACUUGUUUUUUCAAAUGAAGCUUAUCUGAAUAUUUGUUUUGAAAUUUCAUAAAAAGUCAUUGAAAUACCUGAAAUAGUAUUUUAACCCAGGUCUGCAGUGUACGCAGAUAAAACCACAUAAAUAACUACACAGGCCAUUUUGUGUCACCUAUCUAAUAAACAUGGAAAUGAACGACAUGUCUGUGCAUGUGUAGCAUUCCAUUUAAAUUAUUUUAAUAAAUUUUGAGCUACUGUCAUGUAACAGACAAUAAUAAUUUUUUGAACAUACUCGUGAUAACCUCAGUGCACUCUUCCUUGCUUUUCUCUCUCUUUAUUUCACUUGUUCUCUACCUUUCUAUCUUUCAAAUCUCUGUGCUACACUUUAAAUUCAACUGAAAAUGCUUUACUGGAAUGACAGAAGUAUACGUAUUUGUUUUGCAACACGUUAAAACCCUUCCUCCAAUUCCUUCCUUCCUUCCUUCCUUCCUUCCUUCCUUCCUUCCUUCCUUCCUUCCUUCCUUCCUUCCUUCCUUCCUUCCUUCCUUCCUUCCUUCCUUCUUUUCCUUCUGCAACUCCCUCUGUCGCCCUCCAGGCCUCAGCUGCUGGUGUUGGUCAGUACGGAUGUGGAGCAGAAUGUGGAGCAGCCUCGCCUGCUCUCGCUGACCAACCAGCUGAAAGCGGGCAAAGGGCUGACCAUCGUGGGCACUGCCUUGGCAGGCACCUACCUGGAGAACCACCCCCAGGCCCAGCGAGCAGAGCAGGUUAGAUACCAGGCAGAUCCCAUGGCAUCCCACUGCAUAUCACACAAACAGCACUACUCUCCGAUCUGGACUGCUUUAGACUUGAUCCUGUGACUCUGUUCCAAUAUCCACACUUAAAACACUUAAAAUGAAGCUGUACCUAAAAUCAGUGUUACCACCGUCCAUUUCACCCUUCAAUUGCUGGGCAAGUUGUUGACCCUUAUUGCCCUCUGUGGCUUAGUUGGUUCCCUUACAAAGGCGCUUAUCCAUAUCGAUAGAGCGAGAGAGAGCGACGAGGCGAUCGCGAGGAGAUGAGAGGAGAGAGAAGAGCGCGAGAGUAGCGAGCGGAUACAGAAGAGAGAGAGAGCAGAGAGAGAGCUACAGAGACGCUAUCGGAGAUCGUAUAUGAGCUCUAGAGCGCGUAGCGCUCUCUCUCUAUCUCUCUCUCUCUCUCUCUCUCUCUCUCUCUCUUUCGCUCUCUCUCUCAUCCCCUCUCUACUCACCCUCCCCCUCUCCCUCCCUCUCUCUUCCGCCCUUCAUUCUCUCUCUCAUCCCCGCCCCCUUCCCCUCCAGUCUCUGCGUAAGCUGAUGGAGACAGAGAAGGUGAAGGGCUUCUGCCAGGUCACCAUCUCAUCCAACAUGCGCGACGCCACCUCCCAUCUGCUCCAGGCCAGUGGACUGGGCGGUCUCAUGCACAACACGGUCCUGGUCAGCUGGCCGCGCAACUGGAAGCAGGCUGACGACCACCAGACCUGGAGGGACUUCAUCGGUGGGUCACAGAGGGGGUCAAGGGUGGAUGGUCAAGUAGGAUGGGGGGGUAAAAGGAGGGGUAGGAAAAACAAACACGUUAUUUAUCUAGGUUAUUACUGUCUUAUUACCAUGUUACCCUUCUAAGUAAAUUCUGGUCAAUUUUGCACCAUACAAUGAAGAAGUUGUAGACAUAUCAUUAACAAUCAUCUUUAUGUUUUGUUUUUUUGUACACAAGAUCAUCACUUUAAUCCAUAUUCUACCUAUACAGGAUGUUACAUGAACUAUCGGAUCUUCACAAGAUCUUCCAUAAAGGUUAUUGAGUGAUCAUCAGACUCAUAUUAGAUGAACUCCCCCCUCUUCCCUCUCUAUCCUGUCCUGUAGAGCUGGUUCGGGAGACCACAGCCGCCCACCUGGCCCUGCUGGUGCCCAAGAACAUCGCUGCCUUCCCGUCCAAUGGAGAGCGCUUCUCAGAGGGCCACAUUGAUGUGUGGUGGAUUGUCCAUGAUGGAGGCAUGCUGAUGCUGCUGCCUUUCCUUCUGCGCCAGCACAAGGCAGGCUGCCCAGCACACGCCCUCCCUGAGACAUGGGUCGCAUUGCAUUGGCCAUGUUUUAUAUAGACAUUAUUAAAGUCUAUUUAUAAACUGGGUGGUUCGAGCCCUGAAUGCUGAUUGGCUGACAGCCGUGGUACAUCAGACCGUAUACAUGUAUUUUUACUGUUCUAAUUACGUUGGAAACCAGUUUAUAAUAGCAAUAAGGCACUUUGGGGGUUUGUGGUGUAUGGCCAAUAUACCUCGGCUAAGGGCUGUGUCCAGGCACUCCGCGUUGCGUCGUGCUUAAGAACAGCCCUUAGCUGUGGUAUAUUGGCCAUAUACCACACCCCCUCGGGCCUUAUUGCUUAAAUAUAUAACUAGUCAUGCACUCAGUUUUAUAGUAAGGUGCAAUGUAAAUUUUUUACUAUAGUGCAGGGCAUUCGUACAAUCAGUUUGUUAACUAAUCAAUACGCAUGCUAUGGCAGUUUCUAUACAUCGUCAUGAAGGUUCUAACCGGAAUACUGUAUGACAGGUUAUAGAUGAGCAGGUUACAAUGGUAUUUCCUACCGACAGGUGUGGAGGAAGUGCAGAUUACUGUAUAACAGGUUAAAGAUGAGCAGGUUACACUGGUCUUUUCUACUAAUAGGUGUGGAGGAAGUGCAGGAUGCGCAUCUUCACCGUGGCCCAGAUGGACGACAACAGCAUCCAGAUGAAGAAAGACCUGACCACCUUCCUGUACCACCUGCGUAUCGAUGCCGAGGUUGAAGUGGUGGAAAUGGUUAGACUCCAUGUCUGUCUAUGACUGUUUCAGAUUAAAGAUACACUAUGGGAGUUUACGUGUUAAUUGUUGACUCAAAAUGUUGUCUUGAAUAUUGGCUGUAUGGAUCAUAUGACAUAGUUGAUAUAAUAUUAAUCAUCAUUGUAUUAUGUAUGGAGGUGUGUUAGCUGUCUCCCAUGUUCCUUGCGGUGCUGCUGUCCAUCCAGUAGACUGAUGACACCAAACACAAAGUUGUCCAUAUGACAUCCAUAGGACACCUGGUGUAUCUGGCCAUCCUCAAUACACUAACCCAGGCCUUCUCCUCUCUCAGCACGACAGCGACAUCUCAGCCUACACCUAUGAGAAGACCCUGGUGAUGGAACAGCGAUCGCAGAUCCUAAAACAGAUCAACCUGACCAAGACCGAGCGAGAGAGAGAGGUAGGGUUGCAAAGUUACCGGUAAUUUACCAAAGUUACCGGAAUUGUUGGUAAUCUAUGGCAAUUUCAAAAAGUGUAUUCAUAAUAUAGUAUUCAUUUUUUAUAUCUGUGUCCAUAUUGUCCAUGAGUUAGACCAUAUGGUUCAAGAGAAAAUAGACUAAUUAAUGAAAAAAGCAUCUAAUCAACAAUGGCAUUAUUUUCUAUUAACUCUGCAACACUUCAAACAAUUGACUUUUUUCACAACUGCCACCAGUUUGGCAACAAAACAUUUACAACAAAGACAUAUUGACAUAGUCAAGUAAAUAAAAGUGUGUAAAAAAAUAAAUAAAGGUUAUUUCAUACUGAAACCCUCAUAUUAAACACCAAUGGUAUUCACUAAGUUGAUGGUUUAUAUUUAGGAUAAUGUUUUACAGCUUUGUCAUUCUAUAUACAGUACCAGUCAAAAGUUUGGACACACUUACUCAUUCAAGGGUUUUUCUUUAUUUUUACUAUUUUCUACAUUGUAGAAUAAUAGUGAAGACAUCAAAACUAUGAAAUAACACAUAUGGAAUCAUGUAGUAACCAAAAAAGUGUUAAACAAAUCAAAAUAUAGUUUCUCUUUGCUUAUUUGAGCUGUUCUUGCCAUAAUAUGGACUUGGUCUUUUACCAAAUAGGGCUAUCUUCUGAUAUACCAACCCUACCUUGUCACAACACAACUGAUUGGCUCAAACACAUUAAGAAGGAAAGAAAUUCCACAAAUUAACUUUUAACAAGGCACACCUGUUAAUUGAAAUGCAUUCCAGGUGACUACCUCAUGAAGCUGGCUGAGAGAAUGCCACGAGUGUGCAAAGCUGUCAUUAAGGCAAAGGGUGGCUAUAUAUUUUGAUUUGUUUAACACUUUUUUUAGUUACUACAUGAUUCCAUAUGUGUUAUUUCAUAGUUUUGAUGUCUUCACUAUUAUUCUACAAUGUAGAAAAUAGUAAAAAUAAAGAAAAACACUUGAAUUAGUAGGUGUGUCCAAACUGUUGACUGGUACUGUAUAUACAGUAUAUAUAUAUAUAUAUAUAUAUAUAUAUAUAUAUAUAUAUAUAUAUAUAUAUAUAUAUAUAUAUAUAUAUAUAUAUUUUUUUUUUAAUCAUCUUAUUUGAUUAUUUGAUAUAUAUAUUUUACAUGUGAUAAGGCCACACAGAGGGCCAGAGACAGUUACAGACACCUGUGAUAAUCUGAAGUAUCAAAAAGGGCCACUAGAUGUCUUGUGAUAAACAACAUAGAAUCCUUGAAAGUUACCAGAAUUCUGGUAGUUUACUUGUAAUAUACCCUCCCUUUGCAACCCUAGAGAGAGGUACCGCUUUACACAGAAUAACUAGAAUGGGCUAAUUCUUUUUUUAUUUAAUAUUUUACAUUUAUCAUGCCACUACUGCACGUUACACUCUGCAACACAUCAAUGAACCAUGUCUGAAAAGUCGCUUUGGUUUCAUAAAGUGAAAAACAAACAAGAUAUUGAUCAUGUUGUAAUGACAUUAGCACUCCUCAAUGCUUCAUGUAGCCUGGAGACUGUAAAGCCAGUGUGUGUACAUCCAAUAUGUUGCCUGAUGCUGGGUAAACCAAUCAAGACAGAAGAACAUAAAGAAUGCAUCGCACAGUAUUGCUGCACCCAAAAGUGAUUGAAUUGUCUACAUUCACAGACAAUGUUCUGAAAACGUAAAUGUUCAUAACCUUGUUUUGUCUCCAUGUAGACAAUACCAAACAAGAUAUGAAUCAUGUUGUGAUGAUAUUAGCACUCCUAUGUCUGAUUCACACUAUAGGGCUGACCCGAACUGAACUGUGCUGGCUUGCAUAUUUUAUUUUCUCCUAGCAACUACGAUGGAUGCGAAACCAGGCCAGCCCAGUACAGCUUGGCAUGGCUCAGUUCAGUUUGGCUCAGUAGUGUGAAAUGCUUUAUUCAGCUCUUUGUCUUCCUUCCGCAGAUCCAGAGCAUCACAGACUCAUCCCGCGGAUCCAUCCGGCGCAAGAACCCGGCGGCUGCGACCACCCAGCUGAGUGUGACCGAGGAACAGCCCGGUGCGAGCAGCAAGGAGGAGGAGAAACCCGAGGAGGAGGUUGGUGCUGUUACUGUCCGGUCAACUGAGCCACAUUCACUCUAACCAGGGAGUAUACCGGUAAUUAAGAAUUAAUGCUACGAGGCCAGCGCUGGCAAAUACUUGAAAGCAGAGCAGUCAAUUGAGUUGUGAGGGGUUGUGAUGUGACUGUGAACUGCUGAUGUACAAACAUUAGGAGAUCAGUGGUUUUGACCCUGGGGUGGUGGCUUUUCAGACUUCCUUACUUUUUUUAUGCUGUGAGGAUAAUUGCGGUCAGGCAUGGUCAAGGAAUGGUCAGGAAUGAUUGAAGGGGUUGUGAACCGCUGGUGUUGACAUUGGGAGGUCAGUGGUUUUCACCCUUAGGUGGUGGUUUUUCAGACUUCCAACUUUUUCUACUAGUGAGGUUUUAUGGUUCGAGGACAGUUGCAGUCAGGCACAGUCCAGGAAUGAAUGGUUAAGGGGUUGGGGUUGUGAACCGCUGGUGUUGACAUUAAGAGGUCCGUUUUUUUACACUUCCAACCCACUCUACCAGUGGGUUAUUCAUGUGUCUUUUUUUUGCGGUCAGGCACAGUCAGGGAAUGGUUAAGGGGUAAGGGAAGACUCACACAGGCUCUCGACUGGUCACAGUGUUUCUUGCAAAUUAUUGGAUACCAGGAUUUUUUUCAUUUAACCUUUAUUUUAUCAGGGAGUCAUACUGAGACCAAGGUCUAUUUUACAGAUGAGCCCUGAAUUACAGAAAUUACAGAAAAUACACCCAUCAAAAUAUGCAUCCAAAAUGCAAGCAGAAAGAAAAACAGUCAUAAAAAACUAACACAUUCAUCAGUAAUAAGGUCCUCAAUCAGCUUUCUGAAUUGCACUAGAGGCACCAGAACAUAACAUUUAAGAACAUUUUGAAGAUUGUUCCACAAAUAAGGUGCAAGAAAAUUAAAAGCUGAUUUACCUAACUCAGGAGAGACCACAGGAAUUUCCAGAGUUAGCCAUCCCUGAGACUGGGUGUGGUAACUCUUAUGUCUAAAGAUUAGUAAUGAUGUUCGGUACAGGGAGACUUUUGGUUAAAGGGCUUUAUAAAUGAAAACAUAGCAAUGUAUCAACCUAUGUGACAUCAAAGAGGCCCAACUAACUUUCUGGUAGAGAAUGCAGUGAUGAGUACUAAAAUUGUCGCCUGUAAUAAAGCACAGUGCGUUAUGGUAAACUGCAUCUAACGGCUUUAAUGAAGUGGCUGCUGCGUUCAUAUAGGAUCUAGGAACGUCGACUGAAUAAUCUGCUUUCUACUAUUUAGCGAGAGGCAGGACCUAUUUCUAAAGAAGAAGCCCAUUUUUAUUCUCAGCAUCUUAACUAACUCAUCAAUAUGCUUUUUAAAAAACAGUUUUUCAUCUAUCCAGAUGCCCAGAUAUCUGUAAGCAGGGACACGAUCAAUAUGGACACCAUCCAAAGAACAUAUGCUUAAAUCAUCAGACUUAUUUUUAUGCGCUUUAGAGAACAACAUAUACUUAGUUUUACCUGCAUUCAGUACUAAUUUCAGGUCAAUUAAGUUUUUCUGUAAUACAAUGAUGGCAGACUGUAGUUCAGAUAGAGCCUGGUCAACCGUGGGGGCAAUAGCAUACACAACAGUAUCAUCAGCAUACAAGUGCAGAUUAUUAUUAUUUAUUUUACAUUCAAGUCGAUAUUAUUAAUGUAAACAGUAGAAAGUACAGAAUCGACCCCUGUGGGACACCUUUCGUAAUAUCCAGGAAACAUGAUUUAACACCAUCAGUAGAUAUACAUUGAGUUCUAUCUGUCAAGUAAUUUUUAAACCAGUUGCAUGCAGCCUUGUCUAGGCCAAUUUAGGAAAGCCUCUGAAUUAGCAGUAAGUGAUCAACAGUACCGAAAGCCUUUGACAGGUCAAUGAAGAGGGCAGCACAAUGUUGCCUUUUAUCCAUAAAGUUAACCACAGAAUUUAUAACUAGGGAUGCAGUAGAAACAGUGCUAUGACCUGGUCUAAAACCCGACUGAUCUACAGUACCUGUCAAAAGUUUGGACACACCUAUUCAAUGGUUUUUCUUUAUUUUUUAUAUUUUAUACAUUGUAAAAUAAUAGUGAAAACAUCAAAACUAUUAAAUAACACAUAUGGAAUCAUGUAGUAACCAAAAAGUUAUACAGUUGAAGUCGGAAGAUUACAUACACCUUAGCCAAAUACAUUUAAACUCAGUUUUUCACAAUUCCUGACAUUUAAUCCUAGUAAAAAUUCCCUGUCUUAGGUCAGUUAGGAUCACCACUUUAUUUUAAGAAUGUGAAAUGUCAGAAUAAUAGUAGAGAGAAUGAUUUAUUUCAGCUUUUAUUUAUUUCAUCACAUUCCCAGUGGGUCAGAAGUUUACAUACACUCAAUUCGUAUUUAGUAGCAUUGCCUUUAAAUUGUUUAACUUGGGUCAAAUGUUUCGGGUAGCCUUCUACAAGCUUCCCACAAUAAGUUGGGUGAAUUUUGGCCCAUUCCUCCUGACAGAACUGGUGUAACUGAGUCAGGUUUGUAGGCCUCCUUGCUCGCACAUGCUUUUUCAGUUCUGCCCACAAAUGUUCUAUAGGAUUGAGGUCAGGGCUUUGUGAUGGCCACUCCAAUACCUUGACUUUGUUGUCCUUAAGCCAUUUUGCCACAACUUUGGAAGUAUGCUUGGGGUCAUUGUCCAUUUGGAAGACCCAUUUGCGACCAAGCUUUAACUUCCUGACUGAUGUCUUGAGAUGUUGCUUCAAUAUAUCCACAUCAUUUUCCUUCCUCAUGAUGCCAUCUAUUUUGUGAAGUGCACCAGUCCCUCCUGCAGUAAAGCAACCCCACAGCAUGAUGCUGCCACCCUCGUGCUACACGGUUGGGAUGGUGUUCUUCGGCUUGCAAGCAACCCCCUUUUUCCUCCAAACAUAACGAUGGUCAUUAUUGCCAAACAGUUCUAUUUUUGUUUCAUCAGACCAGAGGACAUUUCUCCAAAAAGUAUGAUCUUUGUCCCCAUGUGCAGUUGCAAACCAUAGUCUGGCUUUUUUAUGGCAGUUUUGGAGCAGUGGCUUCUUCCUUGCUGAGUGGCCUUUCAGGUUAUGUCGAUAUAGGACUCGUUUUACUGUGGAUAUAGAUACUUUUGUACCGGUUUCCUCCAGCAUCUUCACAAGGUCCUUUGCUGUUGUUCUGGGAUUGAUUUGCACUUUUCGUACCAAAGUACGUUCAUCUCUACGAGACAGAACGCAUCUCCUUCCUGAGCGGUAUGACGGCUGUGUGGUCCCAUGGUGUUUAUACUUGCAUACUAUUGUUUGUACAGAUGAACGUGGUACCUUCAGGCGUUUGGAAAUUGCUCCCAAGGAUGAACCAGUCUUGUGGAGGUCUACAAUUGUUUUUCUGAGGUCUUGGCUGAUUUCUUUUGAUUUUCCCAUGAUGUCAAGCAAAGAGGCACUGAGUUUGAAGGUAGGCCUUGAAAUACAUCCGCAGGUACACCUCCAAUUGACUCAAAUGAUGUCGAUUAGCCUAUCAGAAGCUUCUAAAGCCAUGACAUCAUUUUCUGGAAUUUUCCAAGCUAUUUAAAGGCACAGUCAACUUAGUGUAUGUAAACUUCUGACCCACUGGAAUUGUGAUACAGUGAAUUAUAAGUGAAAUAAUCUGUCUGUAAACAAUUGUUGGAAAAAUUACUUGUGUCAUGCACAAAGUAGAUGUCCUAACCAAAACUAUAGUUUGUUAACAUGAAAUUUGUGGAGUGGUUGAAAAACAAGUAUUAAUGACUCCAACCUAAGUGUAUGUAAACUUCCGACUUCAACUGUAUAUUCUGGUUUAUGGAUACAUCUACAACCAGGAGUUCAAAUAUUUAAAGAUUGGGACGCCAUUAAAUUUGAUUUUACAUAUAUGGCCACUCCCCCUCCUUUCUGCAAUCUGUCACAUCUAAAUACAUUAUAAUAAUUUACAUCAAUGUCUUUAUCAGAGACAGAACCAUUUAACCAUGUUUCCGAGAGAACCAGAAUGUCAGGACAUGAGUCCUGGACCCAAAUGUCAUUUGUGUCAAUAUUUGUAACCAUUUAGGUGCAUUAGCCCAAGCCCCUUACGAAAUGUAAAGUUAGAGGGAGUAUUAAGAUAAUUCCCAUAAGAGCUAACAGGCAUAGGGUCAUCUGCCUUGUCUCUCCCCACCCUGUCUCGUGAUCUCAGUCUGUCUCUGUCGCUGUGUCCCCUCCCCCUCAGGUCCAGCUCAUCCAUGACAGCACCACCCCGGCCAGUCCCGCCACCCCGGCUACCCCCCUGACCCCGGCCAACGAGGGGGGUGCCCAGACCCCAGGGUCGGCCCAGGUCCAGAUGACCUGGACGGAAAAGGCUGAUGGUGAGCCGGCCAAGCCGCCUGGCGCCUCCACCCCGGAGGGCAUCAAAGACAUCUUCAACAUGAAGCCGUGAGUGUGGUUUGGCAAAACUGGUUUAUGAGCCCUGAUGAAGACCUGAGUGGUCAAAACGUUGUCAAUAGUAUGCAAAGUCUCUUUUCACUUAAAAAAAAAGAAAACUGGUAUACUCCCAUGUUGGAACCAAAAGUUAUUGAAGAGUAACAUUCUGAUUGGCAUUCUUCUUGUCUUGGGACUUUUGGUGUCAAAAUGGCGGAUGUUGAAAUUCAACAUCUUAAUAAAGGGAUAGUUCACUCCAAAACUAUAUUUUAGUAUUUUGUUCAUUAAUCCACUGUUAAUACAAUCCCAUGUCAGCAGUGAAGUUUUAAAAAAGAGCACUUUCAAUACAGAGAAAAAACUGUGAUGAUGCAUUUUGCAUUCUCACUUUUAAUCUUGUGUUUCUCUCCCUUGUCAUGCUGCAGUGAGUGGGAAAACCUGUAAGUAUUUCUGUGGCUCAAACAUUGGUGGAGCUUACAUGAAACAGUGGUCUGGAAAAAAUAGUAAUUUUGUGGAAAGAGUGUUUUUUAAUAUAUAUUUCAUCAAAGAUUCCAUGGACCAAGUCAGCAUAGCAAAGGUUGAUUAUGUCUUGAGUGUUCUGAAUAGAAAAGUCGAUGCUUGAGUGAAGGACUUAAUGAGUGAAAGAGUGAGCAUUUUGUUUUAGCUGUUUGUGAAUUAGUAGCCUAAAAAGGUUGCAGUUCCACAGUUUGUUUCACUGAAUGCCUAAACAUAAUACUGCAUUAUGAACAAAUUAACCUUUGGUUUGGAGCUUAGCAUCUUGUUUAUUCCAUCAGAAACCAGUCCAAUGUGAGACGCAUGCACACAGCACUGAGGCUGAACGGUGUCAUCGUGAAGAAAUCCUCAGAGGCCAAGCUGGUGCUCCUUAACAUGCCCGGGCCACCCAAAAACCGAGCGGGCGACGAGAACUGUAUCCUUCUUUCUCUAUCCUCUCUCUCUCACUCCCAGGGAGCUUCCAAGGGUGGUCAUAUUAGAACAGACAAACAUGUAUUAUUGCAGGCACAGGGCCGGCUCUAGUCUUUUGGGGGCCCUAAGCAAGAUUUGGUUGGGGGGCCCCACACCUUGCCGCAAAACAUUUUAAUGGCAGCAGAAAGAAAAAAUGUGGUUUUGCAUUUCCUGCAAUUCUACAAUUCAAAUGUUAUAAUUUUAUAACAAAUUGAAUGCAAUUCUUCUCAUUUUGCCAUGGGGUGGAGACAAAUUUUUGCAGUUUUAAAGCUAAUUUCCCAAAAUGUUCCACAUUUUGCCAUGACUUAUGCCAUGUUUAUAUGAUAUCUGAGUGAGAAUGACUAACUAAAUCAAUGGGGGCCCCCUGGAGGUCAGGGCCACUGGGCACGGCCCUGUGUGCCAGUUCAGUAUUUAGCCAGUUUUAGAUAGCUGGCUAGACUAACUAACAAUCUAAAAAUGAACAUGGCUAAUUGUCAACUAAUUGAGACUGACAAAACAAGAGAAAAACUGCUGAUGCACAACCACAUUUAGAAAUUGCACCUGGUGUAUUCUACUAUUCUUACUCUCAAUAGUAAGUCGAGACACGACUGAGUAAAAAAAAUACUAAAUGUUUUUUUUGGGGGUGGGGGGGGGUAGGGGCCCCCCUAACGGCCGUGGGCCCUAAGCGACCGCUUAUGUCGCUUACGCCUGGAGCCAGCCCUGCACAGGCAUACAAGCUAUUUGUUUGUAAGUUAGGUUUAGGGUUUAGGUGAGGGUUAGGGUUAGGGUUAGGGUGAAUGGUCGAAAUCAGAUUUGUUGUUAGAGAGCUUCUGAAGUGGACUUGGCGUCCAUUUUCACACUGAAUGGGGUUAUUUGUAUUUGUAUUUAUUAUGGAUCCCCAUUAGCUGCUGCCAAGGCUGGGGUCCAGCAAAAAUUAAGGCAGUAAUAUACAUUAUAAUACAAUUUGUAAACAUUAAAAUACAUUUUACAACAGAUUUCACAACACAUUAAGUGUGUGCCCUCCGGCCAUUACUCAACUACAACACACAAUCCAGGUGUACAUGUGUGUAUAGUGUGUACGUUAUGUGUGUUUGUAUGUGUUUCAGUGAAGGCUGGUGACUUGAACAAUUGAGGAGGAUGGGAGACCCACAGUAUAGGCGCGGAAUGCACGGAGACGACGACGCGUGUUUAACAAAUCGUCAAAGGCUAAUUAUUUUAACCUAAAGCAUUUAUUAAAGACAUUUAUAGUACAAUAUUAUGGGGAAUGGGAAUGAGAAGGCUACUUACACAGUGUUGGGAAGGGAUCACAGCAGUGAUUGAAUGAGGGUAUGAGGCAUGAGUUGAGGUGUUCAGAGGCUUGACUUCAGUGCAGGACAGGGGAUGAGGUGUUCAUAGGCUUCACUGCAGGACAGGCUCAUCAUGGAUGGAUGGUGUUGGAGAAGAGCUCAACUCUUCUCCAACACUGAGGGCAGGACAGGAUUUGACUGGGAAGACAAACAAUAACACAAUACACUACACAGUUAGACAAAAGAGCUAAGAAUGAGUUAGUCCAAGCAAGGAGUAAAAUCAUUGAUGUGUAAUAAUGUGAUUGUGUUUGUGUGUGUGAUUGACUCUACAUACAGUAAUGAGAGAAAAUUGAUAGGGGUACUCACAGUGCUUGGAGAGGAAACAUUCAACGUGCCAGUGGAUGAGAGGGCACAUGAGACGUGGCUUCAGUUCAUGUCAGGACAGAGUUGACAAUGGUAGUGGAGUGGUCAUCACCUCUUAAUCAGGGAACAGGAGGAGGGGACUUAGCUGUAAAUACAAGUAGCAGACACAUUCCAUUACAGCUGUGCCAUCGUAGGUUUGGGCAACGGGUUUCUCCAUGAAGUUGACACAUCAAAGUAGCCCAAGAAACGCUCCUGAAUAAAGCCCUGAUCAUCCACAUACCUGACGAUAACUGACAACAGCAAGCAGACUGGUGGCACAAUAGGGCCCAGAGAAGUGGGGCAAUUGUUUCCCCCUGGGGCCCGGAGUUUUUCCUUAUCUGUUAACCUAACCAGGAAAACUCUGGACCCUAUAAUUAUGGAAGUGAUUAAUCACUUCUACAGAAGUUUUAUAUGGGCUAUGAUGGGACUAGGGCUGUGGCGGUCACGAAAUUUCGUCAGCCGGUAAUUGUCAAGCAAAUAACAGUCGGUCUCACGGUAAUUGACCGGCAAUUAACAUAAACACAUUUAGCAUCUCCUGGCUUCCACACAUAGCCUACAAGCCACUGAUGCAGACCUUUGGAACAUCUACAUUUAAAAAAGUCUAAUAAAUCCGUGUAAUAUAGCCUACACCUUCACAAUAAAUCCAUUAUUUCUUUUAGACAGGUCUAAAGAAACAUGAUAUAAAGAAAAUGUAGUCUAUUUCAGAAGAACAGAACAGCAUACUCUGAGUUGUCCUUAUGUUAGAUCUUGAUCUGGCUAUACCAUGUGGCUGUGGGCUACACUAGUUCAUUUAGUAGACAAGAUUUGGUUAGAAUUCAGUGUCAUUAUUUUAUAUUAUUUAAUAGUAUGAAGAAUACAAUUGAACAAAGCUGAAUAAAAUAGAAAAUAUAUUUUCUCCAAACGAUUUAAGGGAGUACGCACAUGCGGCUAUUCAAAUGCUUUCCCCGCUUCCGGGGUCCAGGCGAAGGAGCGUACGCUCGUCUGGGUGAUGGCUGUCAGGGGAGCGGCUAGGGAGCUAAAAUUGAGAAUGAAUCGCCUAUAAAAAUGAGCGAACUCUAAAAACCAUUGUAGUUGCUUGAGGGAUGAGGGCUGGGGCCUUGACUGGGUCCAUCCGUAGGUCCCCCUGGGUGAUGAUGAACCCCAGGAAAGAGACUGUCUCAGUGUGGAACACACACUUCUCCACCUUGACGUAGAGCUGGUGACGGAGAAGGCGUUGGAGGACCUGCCGAACGUGCUGCUGGUGUUCACUCAUGUCCUUCGAAAAUAUGAGGAUAUCAUCCAAAUACACGAAGACGCUGUAGUCGAGGAGAUCCCGGAGCACGUCAUUGACCAACGCCUGGAACACCGCAGGCGCGUUGGCUAGACCGAACGGCAUGACUUGGUACUCGUAAUGCCCACUGGGUGUGUUAAAUGCUGUCUUCCACUCGUCCCCCUCCCGAAUCCUCACCAGGUUGUAGGCAUUACAUAAGUCCAGCUUGGUGAAGACCCGUGCUCCCUGCAACGACUCGAAUGCCGUGGUCAUCAGAGGGAGUUGGUAGCGGUUCUUAACCGUGAUGUCGUUGACCGUCCUUUUUCCCCACGAAGAAGAAGCCCGCGCCCGCGGGUGAGGUAGAGGGACGGAUGUGAUAUACUCCCUCAUGGCCAGCAUCUCCGGCCGGGACAAGGAAAACAAUCGCCCUCUUGUGGGCAUGGCGCCCGGCAGGAGAUCGAUAGCACAGUCGUAUGGCCUAUGAGGAGGUAGGCCCUUGGCACGCCUCUUACUAAACACCUCCCCCAGAUCCCAAUACUCCCGGGGAAUGCCUGCCAGGUCUGGGCCGGUGACGGAGUCUGUAGCCGCAUGGGAACAGUGCGCCGGGUGAUGUAGCCCGGAACCGACUCGGAGAGGGAGAGUAACUGAACACUCCACCCUUGGGCCAGCCCCGCGUCCAUCAGGUUUCCCGCGGCCCCAGAAUCCACCAGUGAAUGCGCCCGACAUGCAGCGCGGGCCCACUGAACCCUCCUGUAGCUCAGUUGGUAGAGCAUGGCACUUGCAACGCCAGGGUUGUGGGUUCGAUUCCCACAGGGGGCCAGUAUGAAAAAUGUAUGCACUCACUAACUGUAAGUCGCUCUGGAUAAGAGCGUCUGCUAAAUGACUAAAAUGUCAAAUGUAAAGCCUGACGGGGAGAAAGGUCCGGGAGUCUCUGGAGUUGGGGUUUCAGUUCUGGCUCGCUAGCACCCCUCCCGAUACUAGCGAGCCCUCCCGGGCAUGAUUUGCAGUGGUGACCUGUCUGGCCGCAGUACAGGCAAUGUCCCUGGUGCAGACGCCUCUGCCUCUAUAUCCUGGACAAGCACGCCACACCUGCAUCCCUGAAUCGGAGGAAAGCCUCCGGGCUGAUAGGGGGACAUGGAAGCGCGCCUUGCGUCAUUCCUCUCUCAUGCGCCCUCUCACGGCGCCAAUUGUCUACCCGCACCGAGAGGUCAAUGAGGCCGUCCAGUCGCUCAGGCAGCUCCCUGAAGGAGAGUUCGUCCAUUAUCCCCUCUGAUAGCCCCUGAGCGUAAAGGACGACCAGGGCGGCCUCCUCCCAUCCUGCCUCUUGAGCCCGGGUCCGGAACUCCACGGAGUAGUCCGCCACCGAACGGUCACCCUGCCGACAGGCCGUGAGCCGCCUCUCGGCCUCCUGCCCCGACACCACUGAAAGGUGUCGAACACCUUGCGUAGCUCCCGGGUGAAUAGGUAGGAAUCGGAGCACGCCGGAGUUUUGCUCUCCCACUCCGCAGUAGCCCAGGAAAGGGCCCGACCUGUCAACAGAGUGAUAAUGUAGGCCACCCGGCCCUGCUCCGUCGGGAAGGAGGAUUGUUGUAGGCUGAAUAUCAGCCCUCUGGACGUCCGUCUUAUCUCUCCGGAGGUGGUAGGCUGGGUUCCCGCAAUGUCGCAGGCGAGACUGGAGAUGCUGCUGCCGCGGCUUCCACUCCGCCGGCUGCCGGUGCUGGUCGGGUGUCCACCCGGCUCUGCACGGCGAUCGUCAGCUGGCGGAGAUUCUCUGUGAUCUGCUGCAGGCUGUGGUCGUGCUGGUUCAACAUGGCUCCCUGCGUUGCCAAUGUGCUAUGAUACUGUGCUGCCUCCGCUGGGUCCAUAGUGGCUCAGUUUUCUGUAAGGGUUGGUGUGAGGUGUGACCCAGGUGUGGUGCAGGUUAGACAGUAGGAAGUAGGCAGAGAUGGUGAAACAAGGAUCUUUACUGAUGGUCCUGAAGCCAGGAUACAAAAUAACGGAUUUUACACUAAAAAGAAAGGUGGAGCAAAUAAGACUCCAAAAAACAGGCAGACAGCCAAAAAUACAAAAAUACUAACUAUGACUGAAAUAAUAAAUAAACAGGGAGAACACUUCUCACGUACCUGUCCAUACGUCCCGUGAUCAGACACUGAUUAGUGCUGCUUGGCAUAGUGAAACUAGCAGAGAAAACUGAGCAAGGGAACACAGGGAAGUGAGGGCAUAAAUAUACAGGUGAAUAAGAUAGACACAGGUGACACCAAUAGGAAUAUGAUUAGUCCUGACUGUGAGUGAGGAGGUGCAUUUGGUUGUCGGAGGAUGACACCUAGUGGGUCGCUCCGGAACUGUGACCCACUCCUGUAACAGAGGCGUACAAGCCGGCUUAGGAAAACGGAAGCUAGCUGUCCUCCGGCUACACCGUGGUGCUACUCCAGAGAGUGCUGUUGAAGUUACUAUAGGCAUUCAUUGCAAAACAGUGUGUUUUAAUUAUUUUGUGACAUAUUAAUAUAUUUAGUAUAGUUUUAUCUCAAAAGGAUAACUUUUUUAAUGUUUCACUAUUUUUAUUUUUAUGAAAUUUCAUUGAGGAGGAUGGUCCUCCCCUUCUUCCUCUGAGGAGCCUCCACUGGUGUGUUUGUACCUGUGUGUGUGACUCUUCACAGUCCUUGUUGUUCCAUAAGGUGUAUUUAUAUGUUAUUUCAAUCUGAUUUUACUGCUUGCAUGAGUUACUUGAUGUGGAAUAGAGUUCCAUGUAGCCAUGGCUCUAUGUAGUACUGUGCGCCUCCUAUACUCUGUUCUGGACUUGGGGACUGUGAAGAGACCUCUGGUGGCAUGUCUUGUGUGGUAUGAAUGGGUGUCUGAGCUGUGUUCUAGUAGUUUAAACAGACAGCUCGGUGCAUUCAACAUGUCAAUACUUACAAAAACAAGUAGUGAUGAAGUCAAUCUCUCCUCUACUUUGAGCCAUGAGAGAUUGACAUGCAUAUUAUUAAUGUUAGCUCUACGCGUAUCAUUUAAGGGCCAGCCGUGCUGCCCUGCUUCUGGGCCAUUUGUAAUUUUCCCAAUUCCCUCUUUGUGGCACCCGACCACAUGACUGGGCAGUAGUCCAUGUGCGACAAAACUAGGGCCUGUAGGACCUGCCUUGUUGAUAUUGUUGUUAAGAAGGCAGAGUAGCGGUUUAUUAUGGACAGACCUUUCCCCAUCUUAGCUACUGUUGUAUCAAUAUGUUUUGACCAUAACAGUUUACAAUCCAGGGUUACUCCAAUCAGAUUAGUCUCCUCAACUUGCUCAAUUUCCACAUUAUUCAUUACAAGAUUUAGUUGAGAUUUAGGGUUUAGUGAAUGAUUUGUCCCAAAUAUAAUCUUUUUCGUUUUUGAAAUAUUUAGGACUAACUUAUUUCUUGCCACUCAUUCUGAAACUGACUGCAGCUCUUUGUUAAGUAUUGCAGUGAUUUCACUCGAUGUAGUAGCUGGCGUGUCUAGUGUUGAGUCAUCCACAUACAUAGACACACAGGCUUUACUCAGAGCCAGUGGCAGGUCAUUAGUAAAGAUUUUAAAAAGUAAGGGGCCUAGACAGCUGCCCUCAGGAAUUCUUGAUUCUACCUGGAUUAUGUUGUAGAGGCUACCAUUAAAGAACACUGUGUUCUAUUUGACAGGUAAAUCUCAAUCCACAAUAUAGCAGGGGGUGUAAAGCCAUAAACAGUGCAUUCGGAAAGUAUUCAGACCCCUUGACUUUUUCCACAUUUUGUUACAUUGCAGCCUGAUUCUAAAAUGGAUUAAAUAAAAAAUGAUCCUCAUCAAUCUACACACAAUACCCCAUAAUGACAAAGCGAAAACAGGUUUUUAAAAUACAAAACAGAAAUACCUUAUUUAGAUAAGUAUUCAUACCAUUUGCUAUGAGACUCGAAAUUGAGCUCAGGUGCAUCCUGUUUCCAAUGAUCAUCCUUGUAGAUGUUUCUACAACUUGAUUGGAGUCCACCUGUGGUAAAUUCAAUUGAUUGGACAUGAUUUGGAAAGGCACACACCUGUCUAUAUAAGGUCCCACAGUUGACAAUCCAUGUCAGAGCAAAAACCAAGCCAUGAGGUCGAAGAAAUUGUCCGUAGAGCUCUGAGACAGGAUUGUGUCGAGGCACAGAUCUGGGUAAGGGUACCAAAAAAUGUCUGCAGCACUGAAGUUCCCCAAGAACACAGUGGCCUCCUUCAUUCUUAAAUGGAAGAAGUUUGGAACCACCAAGACUCUUCCUAGAGCUAGCCACCCGAUCAAAGUGAGCAAUCGGCGGAGAAGAGCCUUGGUCAGGGAAGUGACCAAGAACCUGAUGGUCACUCUGACAGAACUCCAGAGGUCCUCUGUGGAGAUGGGAGAACCUUCCAGAAGAACAACCAUCUCUGCAGCACUCUACCAAUCAGGCCUUUAUGGUAGAGUGGCCAGACGGAAGCCACUCUUCUCUAAAAGGCACAUGACAGCCCGCUUGGAGUUUGCCAAAAUGCACAUGAAGGACUCAGACCAUGAGAAACAAGAUUCUCUGGUCUGAUGAAACCAAUAUUGAACUCUUUGGCCUGAAUGCCAAGCGUCACGUCUGGAGGAAACCUGGCACCAUCCCUACAGUGAAGCAUGGUGGGGGCAGCAUCAUGCUGUGGGGAUGUUUUUCAGCAGCAGGGACUGGGAGAUUAGUCAGGAUCGUGGGAAAGAUGAAUGGAGCAAAGUACAGAGAGAUCCUUGAUGAAAACCUGCUCCAGAGCGCUCGGGACCUCAGAGUGGGGCGAAGGUUCAACUUCCAACAGGACAACAACCCUAAGCACACAGCCAAGACAAUGCAGGAGUGGCUUCGGGACAAGUCUCUGAAUGUCCUUGAAUGGCCCAGCCGGAGCCCAGACUUGAACACGAUCAAACAUCUCUGGAGAGACCUGAAAAUAGCUGUGCAGCGAUGCUCCCCAUCCAACCUGACAGAGCUUGAGAGGAUCUGCAGAGAAGAAUGGGAGAAACUCCCCAAAUACAGGUGUGCCAAGCUUGUAGUGUCAUACCCAAGAAGACUCGAGGCUGUAAUCGCUGCCUAAGGUGCUUCAACAAAGUAAUGAGGAAAGGGUCUGAAUAAUUAUGUAAAUGUACUAUUUCCGUUUUUUAUUUUUAAUACAUUUGCAAAAAUGUCAAAAAACCUGUUUUAAUUUUGUCAUUAUGGGGUAUUUUGUGUAGAUUGAAGAGGGAAAAAAACUAUUGAAUACAUUUUAGAAUAAGGCUGUAACGUAACAAAAUGUGGAAAAGUCAAGGGGUCUGAAUUCUUUCCGAAUGCACUGUAUAGGUUUUUUUUCAGCAGCAUACUAUGAUCGAUAAUGUCAAAAGCCACACUGGAGUCUAACAAAACAACUCUCACAAUCUUUUUAUUAUCAAUUUCAUUCAGCCAAUCAUCAGUCAUUUGUGUAAGUGCUGUGCAUGUUGAAUGCCCUUCCCUAUUAGCGUGAUGAAAGUCUGUUGUUAAUUUAUUUACUGUAAAAUAGCAUUGUAUCUGGUCAAACACAAUUUUUUACAAAAGUUUACUAAGGGUUGGUGACAGGCUGAUUGGUCAGCUAUUUGACCCAGUAAAGGGUGCUUUACUAUUCUUGGGUAGCAGAAUGCUUCCCUCCAGGCCUGAGGGCACACACUUUUUUGUAAACUUAGAUUGAAGAGAUGGCAAGUAGGAGCAAUAUCGUCAAUAUCAUCCUCAUUAAUUUUCCAUCCAAGUUGUUAAACAUAGGUGGCUUGUCAUUGUUGAUAGACAACAAUAAUGUUUUAACCUCUUCCACACUCACUUUACGGAAUUCAAAAUUACAAUGCUUGUCUUUCAUAAUUUGGUCAGUUAUACUUGGAUGUGUAGGUCAGGCAUUUGUUGCUGGCAUGUCAUGCCUAAGUUUGCUAAUCUUGCCAAUGAAAAAUCAUUAAAGUAGUUGGCAAUAUCAGUGGGUUUUGUGAUGAAUGAGCCACCUGAUUCAAUGAAUGAUGGAGCUGAGUUUGCCUUUUUGCCCAUAAUUUCAUUUAAUGUGCUCCAAAUAUUUUUACUAUCAUUCUUUAUGUCAUUUAUAUUUGUUUCGUAGUAUAGUUUCUUCUUCUUUUUAUUCAGUUUAGUCACAUGAUUUCUCAAUUUGCAGUACGUUUGCCAAUCGGUUGUGCAGCCAGACUUAUUUGCCAUUCCUUUUUCCUUAUCCCUCUCAACCAUAACAUUUUUCAAUUCCUCAUCAAUCCACAGGGAUUUAACAGUUUUUACAGUCAUUUUCUUAAUGGGUGCAUGCUUAUUAGUAACUGGAGUAAGCAAUUUCAUAAAUGUGUGAAGUGCAGCGUCUGAUUGCUCCUCGUUACACACCACGGACCAACAUAUAUUCUUUACAUCAACAACAUAGGAAUCACUACAAAACCUCUUGUAGGACCUCUUAUACACAAUAUUAGGUCUAGCCUUUGGACCUUUGAUUUUCUUAGAUAUGGCUACCAUAUUGUGAUCACUAAAUCCGAUGGAUUUGGAUACUGCUUUAAAGCAGAUUUCUGCAGCAUUAGUUAAAAUGUGAUCAAUAGAUGUGGAUGAUUUCAUUCCUGUGCUGUUUGUAAAUACCCUGGUAGGUUGACUGAUAACCUGAACCAGGUUGCAGGCACUGGUUACAGUUUGAAGCUUUUUCUUGAGUGGGCAGCUUGAUGAAAGCCAGUCAAUAUUUAGGUCACCCAGAAAAUACAGCUGAGUGGCUACCCCAAACUGCAUGAUAACACUGCCUAAAACUUGUUGAUUCAUCACCAUGGUCAUUUUCUGUGCAGUAUUUGGCUGCUCUAACAAGGCAGGAAAACAACCACACUUUCUGGACCAGACCCCUUGGUGUACCAGGAUUCAGAGCCUGGGAGUUUUGGAGCUGGGCCAUGUCCUUAUCGGUGAUGGGAGUGUGGCUGUUUGUGAUAUAUUUUCCUUGCCUUCUUAGCUGUUUGAUGUUGCCCAGAAAUACUGUACAUGAGGUGGUAAAUACAGUGUCCUUCAUAAGGCACCAGCUGCGACCGAUGGGUGGGUCAUUUAGAAACCGGUUGAGCCCACUCCGGAGUGCCAGGUAGCUAAUUAUCCUGUACUGCUCCCCCUUCCCAUUUCGUACAUUUCCAUAAAACUGUCGGAGAAGGAUGUUAAACUCUUCCUUAGUGACAGUUUUGAAGUCAACAACUUUUUUAUUCUCUGCUAGCCAGCCCUCGAAGCACCGCACAGCCCAGUUUGUAUUCUUAACUGGUUUUUUUCGUUGCUGCUUUUCUCUAGGUCAUUCAAUGCAGGAUCCCCCAAAUCUGCAUGCCUGGGUAUUAUUGGCAUCUCGUUUUCCCAUUCAUCCAUAGUCAUGCCGCCGAAAAGAUCAAAAUAAAUGUUCCACUCAUCCAUUUGAGUUUUCGCAAACAAAGUAUCGAUUUAGCCAGUCAACUGAAAAAAAGUUGUGUAUGUUACUAUGACAACGAGCUCAAUUUGCUGUCUGUCUCGUUCGGACACAUUCACUUAAUAUGGGACGGUGUAGAUCGCAAUUCAAUAUUGAAAAGGUCGGAGAGACAGGCAGCAAGGUUUAUACAAAACUCUGUUGUUGAAAACCAAAUGCUAGUCUAAAAGAAAUGGGAGAUAAUGUCUUGAUGCUUAGUGGAGAUCAAGUUUAUUAUAAAGAAUUGUUGGAGGUAGGUAAAACAUUUUUAUAAAAUAAAUAUUAAAACAAAUAAGUAUCUGGUUACUAGUUAAAGUAAGCAUGGCGCUACAGAGGUGCACCUGUUAGUUGUUUUCCUUAACUUUUGCACCCUCUCAGACAUGGAGUUCCUGGAGGUCCUGACUGAAGGUCUCAACAGGGUUCUCCUGGUUCGCGGUGGCGGUCGCGAGGUCAUCACCAUCUACUCUUGA
Molecule: messenger RNA, 38704 nt
Organism: Coregonus sp. 'balchen'
Lineage: Eukaryota; Metazoa; Chordata; Actinopteri; Salmoniformes; Salmonidae
Source: the annotation of a GenBank genome assembly